UGUCGUCUUGGGGCAUUAAAUUGUUAAUUGAUACCAUAAUGGGGUUACUUUACUCGCCAUUGAAAUUGUAUCAGUGCCCAAUCAGAGGUACUAAGCAUCAUGGCUUGUUCCUUUUGGCUAAAAUGCAUCCUGUCAGCCAUUGUUAUGCUCAUUAUUUCUCCCAAAAUCACAGCCCAACAACCCAAAUAUCGCUACCACAUAUGCACAAACACCUCAACUUUCACUCCCAAUAGUGCCUUCUCAAGAAACCUCAAUCAAACUCUUUCUUCUCUCCUCUCAAAUGCCACCCUUAGCAAUGGAUUUCACAACACCACCACUGGUGGCCUGCAGGACCCUGAUAGAGCCAAUGGCCUCUUUCUUUGUAGAGGAGACAUCUCUCCUGAGUUAUGCCAAAGUUGUGUCAAGGCCUCUAGUGAAAAUAUCAUAACCCUUUGUCCAAACCAGAAGCAGGCAAUUAUUUGGUAUGAUGAGUGCAUGUUGAGGUACUCAAACCGGUCGAUUUUCGCCGUUAUGGAAGAGGAACCUGGUGCUUAUCUGUGGAACAUAAACAAUGUUACAAGUCCAAGUGAGUUUAAUGAGACUUUGGGUAAUUUGAUGACCACUUUGGUGAAUGAGGCUGUGGGUUCUAGCAACUUUUUUGCAACUGAAGAUAUGAAUUUAACAACUUUUAGUAGGCUAUAUGGGCUGGUGCAAUGCACUCCUGAUAUUUUUUCAUCAGACUGCAACAUAUGUUUGACUGCUUGUGUUGGAGAGAUUCCUACAUGUUGUAAUGGGAAGAAAGGAGGUAGAGUUUAUAAGCCCAGUUGCAAUAUCAGGUUUGAAAGUUACCCUUUUUACACUGAGGCCUCUCAACCCCCUCUAUCUCCUCCUACAAACGCCACUCCUCCACCAUCACCUCCACUGCCACCAGCAACGGCGACAAAUUUCGGUGGAAAUAGGCAGAUCUCCUCAGAGACAAUUAUUGCAAUUACAGUUCCAGCGUCAUUUGUCUUCAUAAUAAUUUUAUCCACUUCAUGCUAUUGUGUCCUACGUUGGAAAGAAAGAAGAAAGUACAAAGCUGUAAAAGAUCAUGGAAAUGCUGGAAAUGAGAUUUCAGUGGUGGAAUCUUUACAAUUAGACUUGCAUUCCAUUGUAGCUGCAACAAACAAUUUCUCUGAUGGAAACAAGAUUGGUGAGGGUGGAUUUGGCAGUGUGUACAAGGGUACACUUAAUAAUGGACAGAUGGUAGCUAUUAAGAGGCUAUCAAGAAGCUCAGGUCAAGGAUUAGAAGAAUUUAGGAAUGAGGUUGUAUUGGUAGCCAAGCUUCAACACAGAAAUUUAGUGAGGUUAUUGGGAUUUUGUGUAGAAGAAGAGGAGAAAAUACUUGUCUAUGAAUUUGUGCCCAACAAAAGCCUUGACUACUUCCUUUUUGGUUUGAUCCUUUUCCUUUAGAUCAAUAUCAUAUAAUAAGUACUUCAAUGUCUCACCUCACAGUUAAGUUGUAUUAUUUUGAUGGAUGUAUGUACAGAUCCUAAAAAACAAGGGCAAUUGGAUUGGUCGAUGCGUUGCAAGAUUAUAGGAGGAAUUGCUCGAGGAAUCUUGUAUCUGCACGAGGAUUCUAGACUCAAAAUCAUACAUCGUGAUCUCAAAGCCAGUAACAUUCUGCUGGAUGAAGACAUGAACUCAAAGAUUGCAGAUUUUGGCAUGGCGAGGAUUUGUGGGAUGGAUCAGAGUCAAGGAAAUACAAACAGAAUUGUUGGCACAUAUGGUUAUAUGCCCCCAGAAUAUGCAUUACACGGACACUUUUCGGUUAAGUCUGAUGUGUACAGCUACGGAGUUUUAAUAUUGGAGAUCAUAAGCGGCAAAAAGAACAGCUCUUUCUAUCAAUCGGACUAUUCCGAAGACCUCUUGAGCUAUGCAUGGAGACUUUGGAGGGAUGGAACACCAUUGGAGCUAAUGGAUCAAGCUCUAGGCAAUUCUUUUCAGCGAAAUGAGGCCACUAGAUGCAUCCAUAUCGGAUUAUUGUGCGUUCAAGAAGAUACAGUAGACAGACCAAUGAUAGCAACCGUAGUGCUCAUGCUUAACAGUUUUUCGGUCACGCUACCAUUACCAAAACGGCCCGCAUUCUUUGUUCGUAGCACAACAGGGCAGAGUAUGCCAGAAAUGGGUCCAGAAUCAGUUCAAUCUUCAAGCAAAUCCAUGCCAUCAUCUAUAAAUGAUGUGUCCAUCACUGAACUUUACCCUCGUUAGCACAAGGAAUAGGGG
Molecule: messenger RNA, 2244 nt
Organism: Pistacia vera
Lineage: Eukaryota; Viridiplantae; Streptophyta; Magnoliopsida; Sapindales; Anacardiaceae
Product: cysteine-rich receptor-like protein kinase 10
Exons: 6
Biological process (GO): protein phosphorylation
Molecular function (GO): protein kinase activity; ATP binding
Source: RefSeq, a predicted model, not a curated record